UACGGCCAUGUCUGGGUAUUGAGCGUGAAGCUGUCGAGCGGAACACGAACAGAGCCGUCCAGAAAAUGAAGACGUGCCUCGUUAUAUUUUGCGCGCUCUCUCUUGCUGUUGGAAAUCCGAACUCAGGUGGAACGGGUGGACUCCCAAAGCAGAUAACAUUUCAAGUUUUCGUCGCCUGUGACGACAUCUUCCAGGCUGAAUUCAGUAACCAAACCUUAAGGAGGCGGUAUAUCGCUGUGUUCUUCAAUGCGAUCAAUCUCAUUUUUGCACGCAUCACCAAUCCGAGGAUCAGGUUCGAGGUUGCCAGGUUGUACAAUAAGGAGAAUGGAUUUACACCUGCGCUUACUUUGGUUGACGACAAGGUGGACGCCCAUGCAAGUCUCCAUUCGAUCGUAAAAUUCAUCAGUACACGACCGCAGUUUAAUUCGUCAGACAUCGUGUUUGUCUUUUGCGGACACCGCUAUCCUAAGGCGCAUAUCAGCUUUGAAGCCGAGGUUGUACAGACGCGCAUGGGGCUUCACUUCGCGGAAUACAACACCGGCACAUGA
Molecule: messenger RNA, 548 nt
Organism: Ornithodoros turicata
Lineage: Eukaryota; Metazoa; Arthropoda; Arachnida; Ixodida; Argasidae
Exons: 5
Coding region: 66-548 (160 amino acids)
Molecular function (GO): metallopeptidase activity
Source: RefSeq, a predicted model, not a curated record